Molecule: messenger RNA, 735 nt
Organism: Myzus persicae (green peach aphid)
Lineage: Eukaryota; Metazoa; Arthropoda; Insecta; Hemiptera; Aphididae
Product: integumentary mucin C.1-like
Exons: 6
Coding region: 175-735 (186 amino acids)
Source: RefSeq, a predicted model, not a curated record
GUUACUUUACUACACGAAAGUAGUUGUCUAGUUGUUCAGCAUAUUAGUGGCUGUGGAUAUUCCUGAUCAAUCGUCACUGAAUUUUUUUUCAUUUCAAUCUUUCUCAAAGCGCGAUUCGUGUAGCUGAAAAGGUCGUGAAAACUUGGUUCAGAUUUUAUACUAUUAAAGAAGACGAUGAAUUCUUUGAAAGUAUUUCUCAUAGUAUGGACCUGUACCAUUGCUUUUGAUACAUCGGUGACCGCUGCCGAGGAAGGUGAUACAAACGUAUUAGACACCAAACAAAAAUUUUGUGGAGAAUUGCUCGAUAGGACUAUAGAAAAACAUUGUGUAGAUAAACCAAGAAUGCUUGUAUUCCAGCCGUCAAAGACACAACAAAGGAAUCAAACAAAUACUAUUGUUGGAAGAUUCAAAAUAAGAGGAGAAAAACAUGGAUUUCUUCAAAGACAAUGCUGUGAGAAGGAAUGCAGCGAACAUUUCAUAAAAUCGAAUUGUCCGGGAACACGUAAAGGUGAUAAAGUGAAGAGAAUUGAAAUUAUUGGCCAUCAACCAACUACGUCUAAAACCAUGACUACUGCAAGACCACGGCAUAAGUGGAGAUUUAUUAGGAGGAAUAGAACUACUACCACCAGUCGCCCAACUACCACUACAACAACUACUACCGUUCGUCCAACUACAACUUCAAGAACCACUACAGAAUAUGAUGAUCUAUUAUAUUUUAUACUUACAUCUUCAUAA